Messenger RNA from Sceloporus undulatus (fence lizard), 3909 nucleotides. RefSeq names its product interleukin 1 receptor accessory protein like 2 (gene IL1RAPL2). The record is from RefSeq and is a predicted model, not a curated record. Gene Ontology annotation, biological process: signal transduction. Bases 856 to 2919 code for a protein of 687 amino acids. The transcript has 11 exons. NCBI's taxonomy places the organism in Eukaryota, Metazoa, Chordata, Lepidosauria, Squamata, Phrynosomatidae.
AAAAAAAAAAAAGGAAAGAGAAUGGAGUGUGCAUUGCUCUUGCAUUGCUCCAGCUCCCUUGCAACACUAAAGGAGAACCCAAGAGUUUGCAGGAGGAGUUUGGAGGCAAGCUUUCAAACUGGAAUCGCAACAGGGAAGAUGAACCAACUCUUUUCCUUGCCUUCUUGGGUUUCUUUCAGCCAGCUUUCCUUGUGAUUUUUUAAAAAAGCUCCCUGCUUUCUCUCUUGGGGCAACUUGCCUCCCCUCCAGGUGUGCUGCUGCUGCUGCUGCCUGUCAAAUUGCAUUAACCCCAGAGUUUUGGUGAGAGAGAGCUCUGCCUUUGCAGCAAGGCAAUUCUUCUGGGGAAAAGGAAGAGAAAGUGUGUGUGAGAGAGGCAUGAGGGCCAUUUAGGAUCUGGAAUCCUUGCUGGGUGCAGAGAUGACUCGAGGAGGCAAAGCAGUUGCCCAUCUGCCAAGGGAUGGAGCAUCACACCAGUCUUGACCAGAGCUUGCUCAGGUGAAGAAGGAAGGCAAAGAGGAGAAGAAGAGGGAGACUCUGCAUCACUCCAGGGCUACUCCAGGGAUUGCUGAGUCUAAGGGAAAGAGCAGUCCUAUUUCUCCUUCUUUCCCUCCCUGCUUGUCCUGGUCAGCCCUAGCUACUGAAGGAGACUGUGCUUUCCAUCCUCAGCAACCAAACUGCUCCUUCUUUCCAGAUCUCUGCCCAUGGAAGGCUGGAUUUUCUCAGGGAUGGUGGCAUCCUUUUGAAACUUGUUCUCUUGGAUUGUUGCAGAAAACAAAAGAGGGAGCAAGCAUGAAGUGCCAGUCCCUGUGAACUAACUGCCUGGUGUGUGUUUGGAGCUGCUGAGGUGAGUCCAAGAUGAAGCUGCCCAUCCUUUUGGUCCUUGUGAUUUGCACUGUAUUCAACACAAGUGUGAAGCUGGUAUCUAAGCGAAAUUCAGUGGAUGGCUGCAUUGACUGGUUAGUGGAUCUCAAGAGAUACAUGGCUCUGGCUGGUGAGCCAGUCCGAGUGAAAUGCGCUCUUUUCUACAGCUAUAUUCGGACUAACUACACCAUGGCUCAAAGCACAGGCCUGAGGCUGAUGUGGUACAGGAACAAAGGAGAUCUGGAAGAGCCCAUUAUCUUCUCGGAAGUUAGAAUGAGCAAAGAUGAAGAUUCAAUAUGGUUUCAUGCAGCAGAGGUUCAAGACAGUGGUUUCUACACUUGUGUGUUAAGAAACUCAUCAUAUUGCAUGAAGGUGUCAAUGUCCUUGACGGUUGCUGAAAAUGAAUCGGGGCUUUGCUACAACAGCACAAUUCGCUACUUAGAAAAAUCAGAAAUCACUAGAACAAAGAUAAUAUCCUGCCCAGAUAUUGAGGAUUAUAAAACGGGAAGCCAAGAACCAGAUGUCAUAUGGUACAAGGAGUGUAAGCCAAAAAUGUGGAGAAGUGUAGUAGUUCAAAAGGAAAACACUCUUUUAAUACAAGAUGUCCAAGAAGAAGAUGGUGGAAAUUAUACUUGUGAGCUCAAGUUUGAAGGAAAGCUAAUAAGGCGAACGACUGAGCUGAAAGUUACAGCUUUAGUCACCAAGAGACCGCCUCAGCCUUUAUACCCUAUGGAGAAUCAGACAACUUUUAUAGAUGUCCAGCUGGGUCAGCCACUGACUGUUGCCUGCAAAGCCUUCUUUGGAUUUAGUGGCGAGUCAGGUCCCAUGAUCUACUGGACACGAGGAGAGAGAUUUAUUGAAGAACUUGAAAACCACAUUAAAGAAGGCGAAAUCAGGCUGCUCAAAGAGCAUCUUGGAGAAAAAAUCGUGGAGCUAACUUUAAUCUUUGACGUGGUGAAGGAGCCAGAUCUGGCCAAUUAUACGUGCCACGUAGAAAACAGAAAUGGUCGGAAACAUGCAAGCAUCAUUCUGCGUAAAAAAGACCUGAUCUCCAAAAUUGAGCUUGCUGGAGGUUUGGGAGCGAUCCUUCUGUUACUGGCUUUACUUAUAACAAUUUACAAAUGCUACAACAUAGAACUGCUGCUGUGUUACAGACAGACCUUUGGAGGCGAUGAAACAAUGGACGACAAUAAGGAAUACGAUGCCUAUCUCUCUUACACGAAAGUGGAUCUGGACACAUUAGAUUGUGAUAACAGUGAAGAGGAACAAUUUGCCCUUGAAAUCUUGCCAGAUGUUCUGGAGAAACAUUAUGGAUACAAGCUUUUCAUUCCAGACAGGGACCUGAUCCCUACUGGGACAUACCUUGAAGAUCUCACAAGAUGCGUAGAACAAAGCCGCAGAAUCAUUAUUGUACUAACUCCAGAUUAUGUACUCAGGAGAGGGUGGAGUAUUUUUGAGAUGGAAAACAGACUCCAUAACAUGCUCGUCAGUGGAGAAAUCAAAGUGGUUUUCAUUGAGUGCGCUGAAUUAAAAGGCAAAGUAAAUUACCAAGAAGUAGAAUCUUUAAAGCACACCAUUAAACUCUUCUCAGUUAUCAAAUGGAAUGGUCCCAAAAGCAACAAACUGAAUUCUAAGUUUUGGAAGCGCUUGCUGUAUGAAAUGCCUGCGAAGAAAAAAGAGGUUUUAUCUCGGCGUCAAGUCCUGGAUUCUGCCGAACAGGGUCUCUUUGGGGAUCUCCAAACAAUGCCUUCCAUUGCAGUUACAGACACCUCUGCCACUAUGGUUGCAUCGCAGGCAGACCUGGGCGAUUAUCAACAACCCGAUUCAGUGCAAACAAGACAUUAUUGCAGAGGAUAUGAGUACAACAUGCAGUCUGCAACCUUGCCAUUAGCUGCCAUAAGCAGUAACCACCACACUUACUGUAACAUACCCCUGACACUACUCAAUGGACAGCUACCUCUUAAUAGCAGCAUGAAGGAUGCUCAAGAAUUUCAUAGGAACAACCCCUUGCUACCAUUGUCAACAAGGGAGCUCAGUUUCACCAGCGACAUAUGGUAGCAAAGUCCUAAGCAGUAUGUCACUCAUUGGGCGUCAAUGAGACCAAUCCUUAAAAGACCUUGAACCCAUAACAUCAGGUGCCAAAAUAUUUUGCCAAGUCACUGACAACUCACUUUUAUACUUGAACCUCUUUGUUUACACUUCAAAAAUUAUUAACAAGGGGGGAAACCUACUUUUGUAGCUCACAGAUAAGUUCAUAUCUUUUAAUGUACAGUUUUAUUGCUUCUUUACAUUUAAAAAAAAGAGGGGGCACUGGAGAGUAUUUUGAAGUAGAGCUUACAGUCCGGUCAUGGAUUGGCAUUCAGUGUUAUAUAUGAUAGAGUAAGACUUCAUAUUUAUAUAUUAGUACUUCCGAAAGCGGAACGGAUUUCUGUCGCUCUUCCCAAGGAACGUUAGAUAGAAAAAUACAAGUCACAGGGUUUGAAACCCGACAAGCUACAAAAGGAAGCACUGUUGUUUCAGAUCAUGCCUGGAGGACCCAUUCCCCCUGAAGGAUAUAAUGUAGGAAAUCCUUCCUGUAAGAUUGUCACUAAUACAAAAGAUGAUCUAGGCGAACCUCUGUGGUGGUAGCCUCCUGUGUUCACUCAACAAUUUCUGUCAUUGGAAAAUACAUCACCCACUUAACAUCAUCCAUCAUUUUGUGCUCAAGAUAUUCCUUAAUUCUACCUGACAGUUGCCAUUGUGUUUUUCCUCAAACAAGUUUGACAGCAAUUUAGUUUCUGUAGAUUUUUUUUUAAAAGCUUGUUUAAACUGGCUUUGCAGGUUUCUAUGAACUUUCUUCCUUUUACAUUUUAUGUACCGGUGGGAUCGUCAUGUUGUUUAACUGACCGGUGAUUUGAACAUUUCUUAAGCUUCUUGACCUUGUAAGAUUUGUAUUAAUGCUAAUGUAAAUUUUGCACAGGGUUAUUAUUAUGAUUUUGGUUUUUCGUGUUACAACUGACUGAUUGGCAUUUGACAGAAACUGUCAGCAAUAGAAAAAGAGAAAUACAG